CCUCACGUCCCGCGGUGAUGUCCUCGCGUCAGCCGCCAGUGCGCAGGCGCAGCUCCGGCGGCGCGCCAGAUAAAUGCCUGAUAGCAUUGAACCGCAAUAACUUCAAUAUGAGGCUAAUGUUGAAGCCUCUUGGAAACAGGCACUCAGAACUGCCCGACCUGCUGGCGCCUGGAAGCCCACGGCUCAUCUCCGCCAACUCGCUCAGCGACCUCGAGCGAGGCAAGCCGCCAGGGUUUCCUCAGGACGGGCUGUACCAACAGUUGAUCAAGUCUUUCGCUAAGCACGCGACCAAACUGCAAGAGAAUCUCAUAGAUCAACAAACUAAUAGCGGCGGAAUCCUUAGAGAUUCUCGACAUGAGCUCAUCGCUAACGAAGAUACAAAAGGAGGCGACGACAAUGAGGAAGAAACCUCCUUGCCGAAAAGCAAAAUCUGGUGGUGUGAAAGCAUCAACCCUGAAGGCCGCGGCUACAUGGCGUGGCUGAUGGCGGUGUCGGCCGCCUUCGUGUACAACUGCUGGGUGAUCCCGCUGCGCAGCACGUUCUGCCGCCACUCGGGCGGCGGCGCGUGGCUGGCCGCCGACUGCCUCGCCGACGCCGUCUACCUGCUGGACGCGGCGCUCGUGCAGCCGCGCCUCAUGUACAUGCGGGACGGCUUCUGGGUGGGCGACCCGGAGCUCACGGCGCGCCGGUGCGUCGCGCGCCUCCAGUUCAAGAUGGACGUUUUGUCUCUACUGCCAACCGACCUGCUGUACCUGAAGUACGGAGCAGACAUGGUGGUGUUUAGGCUACCUAGGAUGCUAAAGGUCCACGCCUUCUGGGAGAUGUUCGACCGCAUGGCGGCGGCGCUGCGCCAGAGCAGCGUGGUGCGCCUGUCGCGCAGCGUCAGCUACGUCAUAUACGUCAUCCACCUGAACGCGUGCGGCUACUACCUGUUCUCCGUCUGGCGCGAGGACGGCACCAGCAACUGGGUCUUCUCCGGCAAGGGCACGCCGUCAGUCGCCUCCGCAGCCACUGUUCUUCAUUGUGUGGUCGUGUACUUGCAGUGCUUCUACUUCGCGAUCAAGACGACCACGGCCAUGGGCAGGAACCCGAAGCCCGACACCUUGCUGGAGACCAUCUUCAUGAACAUCAGCUGGCUGGUGGGCGUGUUCAUGUUCGCCAUUCUCAUCGGGCAGGUGCGCGAGCAGGUGUUGGAGAGCGCGCGGCUGCGCACCGAGUACCGCAAGGUGGUGGACGGAACCCUGGAGUACAUGCGGCGCCUGAGCGUGGCCAGCAAGCUGCAGGACCGCGUCAAGCUGUGGCUCAACUUCACCAUGGAGCAGCAGCACUCCCUGGAUGAGAGCGCGAUCCUGAACAUGAUCUCCAGCAAGCUGCAGAUGGACAUCGCGAUAAACGUGCACAUAAACACGCUGACCAAGAUGCAGAUCUUCAAGGACUGCGACGCCGCGCUGCUGAGAGACCUGGUGCCUCAGCUGAAGAGGGUGCUCUUCCUGCCGGGAGACUACGUCUGCAGGAAGGGAGAGGUGGGCAAGGAAAUGUACAUCGUGAAGACGGGCGUGCUGCAGGUGAUGGAGGGCGAGGAGGUGAUCGCCACGCUCAGCGAGGGCUCCGUGUUCGGCGAGAUCAGCCUGCUGGCGCUAGGAUGCGGCAAUCGCCGCACGGCGGAUGUCAGGUCUCUUGGUUUUUCCAAUUUGUUCAUACUCAACAAGCAUGACUUCAACGAAACAAUUGCCAACUACCCAGAUGCCCAAGAACUGCUUCAGAAAAGAGCUGAAGCUCUUGUUCGCGAAAAUGCAGAAAGGGAACGAAACCACAAAUCAGCGUCUACAGAACCACUGAAAGCUGAGUCCUUGGUGAGGCGCAAGGAGCGAGCAGAGCUGAAUCACAGGCCGAGCUUCCAGUGUCCCGUCACCGUCCACAGGGCCAUGAGCUGACUCCUAAGCCGAGCUUCCAGUGUCCCGUCACGGUCCACAGAGCUGUGAGCUGACUCACAGGCCGAGCUUCCAGUGUCCCGUCACGGUCCACAGGGCUGUGAGCUGACUCACAGGCCGAGCUUCCAGUGUCCCAGUACGGUCCACAGGGCCAUGAGCUGAAUCGCAGGCCGAGCUUCCAGUGUCCCGUCACGGUCCACAGGGCCAUGAGCUGACUCGCAGGCCGAGCUUCCAGUGUCCCGUCACGGUCCACAGGGCCAUGAGCUGACUCGCAGGCCGAGCUUCCAGUGUCCCGUCACGGUCCACGGGGCAAUAAGCAGUAUUUUAAAAAAAUUUCUUGUCGAAAAUUAGGUCGAAUCCGGAGUUUAAUAUUUUUUCAGGUCUUUUCUUGACGUGACAACGUCUAACAAAUCGAUGAAUGCCGGCUGCACGCACGAAAAAGUGUCCCGUUACGCACAAUGUUCCGUUAUGCUCAUUUCUCCGUUACGCUGUGUCCCGUUACGCUCAUUGUUACGGUACGCUGUGUUCCGUUACGUUGUUGGCGAGUGCAGUAAUAAUAGGUUAUGUUACAAUUGACUAAAAAAUUAUGGUGAUUCAUAUAAUUGAUGAUAGAUAUUUGAUUACAGUUUAUUUAUAUGAAAACGUGUUCAUAAUUAUAUUUAAACUUUAUAGCUAAACGCCAGUUUUUAAAAUUAAUUACAAGUCAUCUACACGUGAACUGUUUCGUCGACUGUUUAUAAAGUGAAGUGAAAAGUUGAUGUGGUUUUCAUUGCUUAUUACAACAACAAUUUCGGCAAUAGAUAAAGGUUAAUUAUUGUUGCAUUUUAAAAAUCUGAUUACUAGUAUAAUUUCAAGUAUUUAUUCUUUUAUUAUUAAAAUAAAAAUGAUUCAAUUUUAUUCAUAAAAGUAUGCAAUCAUUUCAUAAAUGUUUUGUUAUGACGUUGUCAUGUUAAACUGUCGUCCAAUUUUUUUAUCGGACCGUUACAUUGUAAAGUUGAGAAUUGCAGUUUGCUAAUAAAACGAUUCAAUACUUGGCGUAGCUGCUUCAGCAGCAUAUUCUAGCGACGGGUGCGAAAACUACGUGUUUUUCGCGUCCAGAAAUGUAGUUGAAAACGCAAUUGCGUAAAUCUAUCACGCUCGGUAUUAUUUUUAAUAAUUCUACGUUAAAUUUCGUGACCAAGUUUCGUAUUAUAAGUGUAUUUGCAACAUGAGAACACAUGUAUUUUCUCGUUACCAAGGUUAGAUGUACAUACCUGUAUCUGGCGAGUACGGCUGACUCACUCUCAUUUUAUUUUUGCUAUCCAGAUUAGAAAUGGGGGUAAAGUAUUGCCCACACGCACUCCCGGGCUCUUUACCUCCAUUGAUUUGUUCCACUGAAGCUGCUGGACGUGAACUUUCAGGGUUAGACAAGUCUGGCUUCAUGAAAAACUUACGUGUUAGAAUAAGUAUGUAUUAUGAGUGUCAACGAAAGGUAUACUCGCUUCAAAACCUUUCUCGGUAUACAAAUAUAAUUGUGUAGGUUUAUGAUGGAAUUAACGAAUAAUAUUAUGUCUGUGUUGUAAUUCAAUUUUUUUAAAGUUUUUAAAUUUAUUCUUUUAUAUUUGAGACGGAUACAUUACAGUGCCAAAACAUCUCAAAUAAAUUUUUAUCUUCCCUACCUUCACUCUAUCGUGCGUUAUAGGCUGGUGUCACAGGUGAGUUUCUGUCACUGCGCACAAUGCAGGUCUUUCAAGAAUGCACCAAGUAAAGUUAUCAAAAUGUAACAUGUAAACACUUAUGUGACAUAAUGUACCACAAUUUUGUUGAUAGGUGUACUAAGUAUAAAUAUAAUAUAAUGUUUUGCUUUGUUUCAAUUUAGUAAUGUAAUAUUUCUACUAUCUUUUGUUAUGUAAAUUAGUUUUUUUCUAAUAUAAUAUCUGUGAUACUUGACCAAAAUAUGUUAUUUACAAUUAAAUACUGUAGUAGUGUAAUUGUUAUAACAUAGACAAUAGAAAUAUAAUCAUAUUUGAAUAGUGCUA
This is a messenger RNA of Bacillus rossius redtenbacheri, 3949 nucleotides long. Its product is annotated as cyclic nucleotide-gated cation channel beta-1-like. Bases 18 to 1934 code for a protein of 638 amino acids. The transcript has 15 exons. Gene Ontology annotation, biological process: monoatomic cation transmembrane transport. Gene Ontology annotation, molecular function: cGMP binding; intracellularly cAMP-activated cation channel activity; intracellularly cGMP-activated cation channel activity. NCBI's taxonomy places the organism in Eukaryota, Metazoa, Arthropoda, Insecta, Phasmatodea, Bacillidae. Gene Ontology annotation, cellular component: plasma membrane; intracellular cyclic nucleotide activated cation channel complex. The record is from RefSeq and is a predicted model, not a curated record.